Messenger RNA from Histoplasma capsulatum G186AR, 759 nucleotides. RefSeq lists its product as uncharacterized. Bases 1 to 759 code for a protein of 252 amino acids. The record is from RefSeq and is a predicted model, not a curated record. The transcript has 3 exons. NCBI's taxonomy places the organism in Eukaryota, Fungi, Ascomycota, Eurotiomycetes, Onygenales, Ajellomycetaceae.
AUGACUAAACGCCCAACCUCAAAUGAUUACCCACGCAUCUAUCUGUUCGGAGACUCGCUGACGGAGCGGGCCUGCUACGAGGGGGAUAAUGGGUUUGCGUGGAAAUUGGAGCAAUAUUACGACGGCAGGGUGGAUGUUGUCAAUGAAGGAUAUUCUGGUCAAACCACAAAAACUCUCCGUCGCACAUUUGAAAGGGAGAUCGUCAAUAAGAUUACAGACCGCGGACCCCCUGCCCCCCUAUUCAUUACCAUUUUCCUAGGUGCCAACGACGCCUGUCUCUUAUCCUCGGGUCCUUACGUGCCAUUGCCGGAAUUCGAAGAGCACAUCCGACACUACGUGAAGAGUAUCCUGGACCAUCCCGGCGCGCAGAACACCAAGAUCAUACUGAUCACGCCCCCUCCUGUUGAUGUGCCCUCAUCCGAAAUGGACUCUGCCGACGACCUGCCCGAAGUUGCGGAGGUCAUGCAGUCCAUGGCAAAGUUAAGUAGGGGGCACAAGACGUGGGCUUCAAAGAGACUUUUUGCGGAGAAGAUUGUGGAUAUAGGGAGGGAGUUUGAAAGGCAAACAGAGCGUGUGGCGGUGUUGGAUUUUUGGACGGCCAUGACCAAGGCCAAGUGCAACGAACUGGGGUUUACUGACGAAGAGUUCCAUGACCUGGAUACCAGGGAUAUGCUCCCGGGCUCAGGAUUGCCUGGUGCGAAAAUGUUCGGGAAAGAAUUCCUGAUUGACGGGUUGCAUUUUGGGAGUCGAGUAUGUUGA